CCCCAUAAUAGUAAAGAAGUUGGGAAUCUUGACAGUGAAAACUACAAUUAUUAAAAGUUCUGAAGGCCUAAUAAAUUGGAUAAACAGUAAACUGACAACAUUGAAAAUAAUUUGUGAUUGAAAGAGAGAAAUGAGACCAAUCACAAAAUGCAGGACAGAGAAAUACAGUGUUGGAAACCAGGAAGACAACAUGGAUUGAGGAGGUUCAAUACAGAUCCAAGAGGAAUUCUAGAAGGAUAUAUUAGAGGAGACAAAGAGGAAAUAAAGAGAUAAUGCUGGGAAUUCUCCAGACUUGAAGAAAGACAUGUGCCUUCAGAUUGAAGUUUAUGAAAUGCCAAAUAAAUCGACUCCUAGUUAAAUUAUAGUAAAAUUAUAGAAUGUUAAGGAUAAGGAGGAAAUCUUAAAAGUUACAGAAAGAGAUUGCCAGUGAAAAAUGAUAAUCUGUGAUGGCUGACUUCUGAGCACAACAGUAGAAGCUGGAAAACUGCAGUAAAUAUGCUGAAGGAAAGCUGUUGUCAAAGAAGAAUUCUGAAUCCAGCAAAACUUAUUCCAGAAUGAAGGUCCUAUGGCAGCGUAUACAAAGCUAUUCAUAAAGAGACCGGUCAGAUUGUGGCUAUUAAACAAGUUCCUGUGGAAUCAGACCUGCAGGAGAUAAUCAAAGAAAUCUCUAUAAUGCAGCAGUGUGACAGCCCUCAUGUAGUCAAAUACUAUGGCAGUUAUUUUAAGAAUACAGACUUGUGGAUUGUUAUGGAGUACUGCGGAGCUGGUUCUGUGUCUGAUAUCAUUCGAUUACGAAGCAAAACAUUAACAGAAGAUGAAAUAGCUACAAUAUUACAAUCAACACUUAAGGGACUGGAAUACCUUCAUUUUAUGAGAAAAAUACACCGAGAUAUCAAAGCAGGAAAUAUUUUGCUAAAUACAGAAGGACACGCAAAACUUGCAGAUUUUGGGGUAGCAGGACAACUUACAGAUACCAUGGCCAAGCGAAAUACAGUAAUAGGAACGCCAUUUUGGAUGGCUCCAGAAGUGAUUCAGGAAAUUGGGUACAACUGUGUGGCAGACAUCUGGUCGUUGGGAAUAACUGCCAUAGAAAUGGCUGAAGGGAAACCCCCAUAUGCCGAUAUCCAUCCAAUGAGGGCAAUCUUUAUGAUUCCUACCAACCCUCCUCCCACAUUCCGAAAGCCAGAACUGUGGUCAGAUAGCUUCAUGGAUUUUGUGAAGCAGUGUCUUGUAAAGAGCCCUGAGCAGAGAGCCACAGCCACUCAACUCCUACAGCACCCAUUUGUCAAGAGCGCCAAAGGAGUGUCAAUACUGAGGGACUUGAUUAACGAAGCCAUGGAUGUGAAACUGAAACGCCAGGAAGCCCAGCAGCGGGAGGUGGACCAGGACGAUGAAGAAAACUCAGAGGAGGAUGAAUUGGAUUCUGGCACGAUGGUUCGAGCAGCAGGUGAUGAGAUGGGCACUGUCCGAGUAGCCAGCACCAUGAGUGAUGGAGCCAAUACAAUGAUUGAACAUGACGACACAUUGCCAUCACAGCUGGGCACCAUGGUGAUCAAUGCAGAGGAUGAGGAAGAGGAAGGGACUAUGAAAAGAAGGGAUGAGACCAUGCAACCUACAAAACCAUCUUUCCUUGAAUACUUUGAACAAAAAGAAAAGGAAAAUCAGAUCAACAGCCUGGGCAAGAGUGUACCUGGCCCACUGAAGAACUCUUCGGAUUGGAGAGUACCACAGGAUGGAGACUAUGAGUUUCUUAAGAGCUGGACGGUGGAGGACCUUCGGAAGAGGCUCUUGGCCCUGGACCCCAUGAUGGAGCAGGAGAUCGAAGAGAUCCGGCAGAAGUACCAGUCGAAGCGGCAGCCGAUCCUGGAUGCCAUCGAGGCGAAGAAGCGGCGGCAGCAGAACUUCUGAGCACCUCGGCCAGGCCGGAGGCCCGCUCCCAGGCGGCCUCGUGAGCACCCGGCGCUCCCGCUCCAGUGUCAGCCAGCACCCAGCACCCGCCGCCGUCGCCUCCACAGCACCUUGUGAACUCAGGAACGUGCGCCAGUGGGAAGGGCCGCCUCCCCCGCAGGCAGCGGGCGUCUCGGUGUGUCUCAGGCAGGUUUAUACUUCAAAGGAUUUCUAUGGGCGCUUUUAAACUCAGAGUGAAACCCCAGGAACAGAGACUCCUAGUUGAGUGAUAGCUGGGAAAGUUUUACAUUGUCUUUUGUUCUUCUUCUCCCAAUAGCUUUCAAGUGUUCUUUCUGGAAGACUUUUUUAAAAACUAUAAAUAUGCAUAUAUAUGUAAAUUAUAACUAGAUUCCCCACUCAGUGUGGUGGCAUCUCUGUACAGGUACAGUUUUAAGCAGUUGCCUCUUUCCUGUAAGAUUAUGGUACUGUGGACCACGAGGGCAGGCGACACCCGGGGCUGUUGGGGUCGCUCAGCUCCCUGCAGCCAACCUCACCCUUUUGCCCGGCUGCAUUUAAAAAUUAGUUUCGGGCCAGUUUUCAGCACGGUUUCAGCCUUGUGUGGGUCGCCCUGGCUCCUGGAGCUACUGGUGACGUCCGGGGGAAAGCCUUGAGAGUCGUGUUUACUUUUCGAGUCCCAGGAGAAGCCUGGCGCCUUCUUUGCAAAUUGGCCUUUGUGGUUUCAGCGCCUUUUAUCCACCUCCACUCUCCCAGCUGCCUACAGUCACAGCACAGAUACUGCCCAGUGCCUUAAGAGGAGACGUGACCCUUUGAGGGGACAGACCUGCCAGGAACUCCCAGCAAACAUGGGCUGUGUUCAGUCUGCAAAAGGGAAAAGGGUUUUCGAAGUUCUCAUUGUUCCUGUGAAGCUCACACACGUGGCGUUUUGCUCUGCAUUCCUUGCGGGUGGGUAGAGGGCUUUGCUUUGUGGUCCGCGUUCAAAUAUGUGACUGUCGUCUUUUUUAUUUUACUGCUAAGGGGUCUGGAAAGGAUAGUGAAUAUCAGACUUAAGAUUUGUUCUCCAGGAGGCUCAACCCAGACAUGUGGAAUGCCAGAGCUGGAAGGGACCCUAGCCUUCAUCUGGUCUGACUGAGGCUCGGAGAGGCAAGGGCAUGGCCAGAACCACAAAGCUGGCGAAAGUGGGGGCUGGGACUGGACCUCAGGCUCCUCACUCCCAGUGCACUGACCCAAGUAGCCCUCUCCGAGGGAAGAAACUUGUGUUGGUUUUGGUUAAGUUGUCCCAGGGAAGCCUGCUUAGGGAACUCGCUCUUGCUUUGCCCUUCAGUGAGUGGGGCUGUGAAGAGAUCCCAGGGGAGCGAGAUCAUCCCGUGUCAGUCGGUCCGUGGCCUCUGCACCGUCAGCAGAUAGACAAGCCUCGAGCAGGCAGAUUUAGGGCCCAAAGCAGAGCAGAGGGCUUGCAGAAGACAGCACUGAGCCCUUCUGCGGCAUUGUCUCAAGGCCACCUGUCAUUUAGUCACGCAGCAGAGGAGACAGUUGGGAAAGGCAAAUGUGUUUUUAUUUUCAAAUACUGUAUCUCUUCCUCUCGGAUAGGGCUGUGAGUGCGUUACACCUAAGGACACUGCAGUUGGCUCCGUGAUUGUUUUUGCUUCCCAAUCCUGGGAAUCAAUGGAAAGGCAGGGAAUGCUCCCCUUCGGUGGCCAGAUGCUAUUCUUUGCGAUUAAAGCAAGUUGUUAAAAAUGCAAGAGGCAGUUGUUGGUCUGCAGGGCUUGGCCAGUUAAGCAGCUGUGUGGCAGAUACCGAGACUGGAGGACAAUUUGAGGACCCGCUGGGGGCAGCCAGCAUUUAUUCACCACUUAGGAUUAGCCAGGCACAGAGCUCUGUAGGCUCUGUGUUCGCAAUAACUCCUCGAGUUCAGUACUUCAUCUCCAUGUCACAGAUGAAGGAGCAGGCUCAGAGAGGGGAGGGCGUCUUCCCCCGAGGCAGUACAGCUGGUGAGUGGUAGAAUCCAGGUUCAUAGCGUCGCCAUAUGGGACCAGCAUUUACCAGGGAAAGUUUUUAAAAUGAAGUGACCACCUUUUCUUGCAUAGACUAAAUAACUCUUAAUGGGCAUUUUUAAGUUGGGAAACAGCUGAAUUAGUAGUCAAGUCUGACAGCCAAGUGAAUUUUAAAAACCAAAUCAUGGGGCAGGCCAGGCACUCCCCAGCCCAUCUGCUGUGCCCGUGAACAGACCUGCCUCAGUCUCUUUCUUUUUGAAGCAGGACUUCGUACUUGGCCAGACAGGAGGGCACUGCCCAUGUUCUGCUUUCCUAAGUUAGAUCCAAGUGAAAAAAGGUUCAGUUUUCCCCCCCAUAAAUAUUCUUGAAUCUUGAUCUGGAGUUUAUUUUGUUUCAGGCAUGUGCGCACCCAACAUGCUGGUCUAACAAAGUACAUUGCUCCCCAGUCUAGCUAGACAGAGUCCUUAGCCAGACGUUUCUUUUGGAUCAGAUAGACUUCCCGACCAGGUGUAUUUGUUUUCUAGUGACAGGAAGGCAGAGGAGCAAAUUCCAGCCGUGCUCUUCCUUGAAUACUAAACUCAGGACAGGUCAGUUUGCUUUCCUCGAGUCCCGAGUGGCAGCCGUUGCCUGAACAUUUGUGACUCAAGCUUCCAGGGAACUCUUAGCCCCUUGUUCUCUCCUUCCAAGAAACAAUGACCCAAACCCGUGUCUUUAAAAAAUCCCCAAUUCUCCAAGAAUAUCUUCAUUGCUUCCUCAUCAGUAAUUUUGAAGCACAUUUACAUUUUUUUUUUUCAUCAUCCCUUCUCCCAACCACUGGAUUGAUGGAUGAAUGUUUGACUGGAUAGAUGGUUGGAUGGAUGGAUGGAUGUAUAGACAGACAGA
Messenger RNA from Molossus molossus (Pallas's mastiff bat), 4781 nucleotides. RefSeq names its product serine/threonine kinase 4 (gene STK4). Lineage: Eukaryota; Metazoa; Chordata; Mammalia; Chiroptera; Molossidae. Gene Ontology annotation, molecular function: ATP binding; protein serine/threonine kinase activity. The record is from RefSeq and is a predicted model, not a curated record. The transcript has 10 exons. Gene Ontology annotation, cellular component: cytoplasm. Gene Ontology annotation, biological process: intracellular signal transduction; protein tetramerization; protein phosphorylation. Bases 673 to 1908 code for a protein of 411 amino acids.